Anopheles maculipalpis is the source of this 1167-nucleotide messenger RNA. RefSeq names its product cleavage stimulation factor subunit 2-like. Gene Ontology annotation, molecular function: mRNA binding. The transcript is spliced from 3 exons. Gene Ontology annotation, cellular component: mRNA cleavage and polyadenylation specificity factor complex. Lineage: Eukaryota; Metazoa; Arthropoda; Insecta; Diptera; Culicidae. Gene Ontology annotation, biological process: mRNA 3'-end processing. Bases 10 to 1167 code for a protein of 385 amino acids. The record is from RefSeq and is a predicted model, not a curated record.
AACGUCAAAAUGGUGGACCGGCACGAUCAAACGUUGAUGGACAAAUCGAUGCGUUCGGUUUUCGUUGGAAACAUCCCGUACGAAGCGACAGAAGAAAAGCUUAAAGAUAUUUUUUGCGAAGUAGGACCAGUUCUGUCACUAAAAUUGGUGUUUGACCGGGAAAGCGGUAAACCGAAAGGAUAUGGCUUCUGUGAGUACAAAGACCAGGAAACGGCGCUCAGCGCAAUGCGAAACCUGAACGGAUACGAAUUUGGCGGACGCGCGCUACGAGUGGACAAUGCUUGUACGGAAAAAUCGCGCAUGGAAAUGGCCGCCUUACUGCAAGGCCCACAGGUAGAAAAUCCUUACGGGGAAGAAUGUGACCCAUCAGAAACACCUGACUUGAUUGCGAAAGCCGUCACAGGUCUGCAGCCGGACCAGAUGUACGAACUGAUGCGACAAGCGAAGGCCUGCAUCCAGAACGAUCCACACGAGGCGAGAAAUAUGUUGCUGGAAAAUCCGCAGCUCACGUACGCCUUGCUUCAGUCGGCUGUCGUUAUGCGGAUUGUCGAUGCACACACGGCGCUUUCGUUUCUCCAUCCUCGACACACUAUGCCUCCGGUACUGACGGAAGACCCGAUCAGUGUUCUGCCCGUGCACGAUUCCAUUCUUCCUUCGUUUGGACCGGACGGGCACGGUGGCCCAAUGCAGGGUACGUUUCACGAUAGCGACGAACGCCAUUUGCUCAACGAUCGAGGCAUACCACCGCAAGUACCGGUUGCAAUGGACAUGGAUUUGCGCAUGAUAGAUCCAUUCCUGGUACAGGGGAAUGGUCCUGAACCUAGCUUUCCCGCGCCAGUUGAUAUUCGACCACAGCGUCCCGUUGAUCCACGGUUGCUAAAAGAUCCACGUUUGGAGGCAGCAUCGGUUGCAUCAACUUCAGCAGCUGGAUUGCCAAUAGGAAACAAACCUCCAAUGGUACCACCAUCGGCAUUGGUAGAUCAUACAGCAAGCGAAGCGGGAUCAAAGUCGAAACCCGGUUCAAAUGAUGCAUCGGAUCAAGAAAAGGCGGCCCUUAUAAUGCAAGUGUUACAGCUUUCUGACGAGCAGAUUGCUCUACUACCACAAGACCAGCGUGCUAGCAUUCUUGUAUUGAAGGAACAAAUUUCACGAAAUGCUCCAAAAUGA